Messenger RNA from Fusarium mangiferae, 14130 nucleotides. RefSeq names its product putative non-ribosomal peptide synthetase. Gene Ontology annotation, molecular function: catalytic activity; phosphopantetheine binding. The coding region runs from base 1 to 14130 and encodes 4709 amino acids. Gene Ontology annotation, cellular component: cytoplasm. Gene Ontology annotation, biological process: amino acid activation for nonribosomal peptide biosynthetic process; secondary metabolite biosynthetic process. The transcript has 4 exons. NCBI's taxonomy places the organism in Eukaryota, Fungi, Ascomycota, Sordariomycetes, Hypocreales, Nectriaceae. The record is from RefSeq and is a predicted model, not a curated record.
AUGUCUAUGACACGGCCUCCUGUUACGCAGCUUCGGCCACUGCAUACUCACCAGAAAUCGACGGAGACAUCUCAGCCAAUCAGCUGGACCAGCUCUGUCCAGCCAAAACUUGAUGAAGAAAUCGCAAUCAAGGCAUUUGUGAAGCUUGUGUCUCAUCUUGUCGUUCUUGACGAAGAUGAGAACUUUUGUAUUCAAGAUACUAAGCGAGGUGGUUUCAUCUUGGCUCAGUAUUGGAGUUCCGAGAGAAAUGAGCUCGGUAGCUUCCGUUUCGUUAAACAUGACAAUCCUCAAGAUAUUCCGUCUGACUUCUCAAUUGGUGAAGGCAAGAUCCUUCAACUUCACUUUGAAGAACACAAAGUUCAGCUCAAGACGGAUGCCAGUAUCAUCCCCACUGCUGCUCUGAGAUCUCUCGGCUGCAUGCUAGACGACAUCAUUGUUAGGGUGCGCCAAGGGCAUAACGCAAGUCUUGAAUGGACUGAGCCGUCUGUCCUUAACUUUCCCCCACGAUCUGAGCCCCUCCCCCUCACUCAUGACAACGAGACUUUGACCGACGAUGGUGCGAAGAGUUCACUUCUCCAUCACCAGUUCGAGAGGCGCGCGUCUGAGACUCCUGAGAGAGUCGCUAUCGACUACCUGACGGACCUCGAAAAUGGACGCCGUGUGACCUUUACAUAUCGUCAGAUUGCAAACGCAGCAACGGCAUUGGCGGGCAAGAUCGCAAAGACCUGCGUGGAAUCGACACAGUCUCUCAAGACAGUCGCAGUGCACAUCGGCCCAUGCCCAGAACUCUACAUCUCAUAUCUGGCAGCUCUGAAGGCGGGGGUAGCCUUCUGUCCCAUUGCCGUGGACGCGCCUACGGAGAGAAAGCAGGCAUUCAUAGCAGACUUGAAGCCAUCUACAUUGCUUACAACAACCUCUUUACUAGAAUCAGAGCCGCCCUCUUUCGUCGAUUCCUCGACAGAGAUUGUCAACGUCACCCCUUUCCUGCAGGCUUGCGAUACUGAACCAGAGCAACAGCCGAAAUCAGCAUCAAUGAGCGCGGACGACUUGGCUUACAUUCUGUACACUUCAGGAACCACUGGACUGCCCAAAGGAGUGGCUGUCAGCCAUCUCUCGGCCUCAUGUACCAUCUCUGCUCUGAGUGCCCACUAUGGCUUUCCCCGACCAACUUCUACAUCCAAGCCUGUCAGGUGGUUCCAAGGUGCUGCACCUACCUUUGACAUCUCACUAUUUGAGAUAUUUUGGACUCUUAGCACUGGAUCAACGCUUUGCUGUGCGCCUCGAGAAUUCACUCUUCAAAAUAUUGACAAGGUUGUUACUACCUUGAAGGCUGACAUCACCAACAUCACGCCUAGCUUCGCUAGCUUGUUAGAGCCCUCUUCAAUCAGUGGACUAAUGGUUGGUGGUGAGACCUUGAAUGCUCGACUUCUCCAGAACUUUGCUCCCUACAAUCCGACCGCGAAAGAGGAACCUGGCCAAGUACCGAGAGGCAUUUACAACGGAUACGGGCCUACUGAGACGGCUAUCUACUGUAUUGCGCAAGCUCAUGUGCCUGAAGGCCAACGCGGAUCCGUCAUCGGAACACCGUUGGCAACCUGUGGUGUUCUUAUUGUCCAAAACCAGUCAAUUUCUCAAUCUGGUAGGGGCUUCAAGCCUCUACCUAUGGGUGCAGUGGGCGAACUUGUCAUCACUGGACCUCAAGUGAGCAAGGUGGGCUACCUGAACCGGCCAGACGAAACAGCUGCGUCAUUUCGAGAUGACCCUAGAUGGGGCCGUGUUUACAAGACUGGUGACAGAGCCAGAAUCGUCUGGGACAAGAGUGGCUCUCCCAUGGUCGAAUUCCUAGGCAGACUCUCUGAUGAUCAAGUCAAGCUCAGUGGGCGGCGUGUUGAGCUGGGUGAGAUUGAGAGUGUUCUGACCAGCAAGGUGCCUAGUAUCAAAGAGACUCUAUCCUGUGUCUGGAAGCAUGGUGCAGACGCAGGUUCAGAAAAGGUCGUGAGUCUAGUUGUCGUUGAUUCAAGUGAGAACUUUGAGGCUGUACACCGCCUAUGUUUAGAUGCGUCUCAGCACCAUCUUCCCGACUACAUGAGACCAUUCAAGAUCUUGCAAGUCGGUGGGCUUCCGAGAUCUGCUUCUGGCAAGGCAGAUCGUAAAGCAGCUUUGGCACUUGUCAACAAGAUGUUAAAGACCGAGCUUGUCGAUCAAGAGCCUUGCAACCGCGGUAUGGUUGAGAACAUUGAGGCUUUGUCAAACCCUCAGGAUGCAGAGCUUGAGCAUGAGCUCAUCUCAAUCGUGAGUAAUGUUCUCAAUGACUCACCUACUUCAGGUCCAUCCAUCACUGCAAAGACAGUCCUUGCCGAAGCGGGCAUCGACAGUCUUCGUGCAAUGAGGAUCUUGCGAGACAUCAGGAAGCGUUGGCCAGGACCCCAGGACCCUCGGCUUGAGCCGUCACUGGCACUUCUCCUCGACAACAGCGCCACCAUCCGUUCUGUAUUCUUCCCUAGCAGUCAAGGGACCGAUGCAUCAGCCACUAAAAUUGAUAGACAAGCCAGAACAAUUGCUCAACUUGAGUCCUUCUCCACGAAGCAUACAUCGGAGGUCCUGGACAAACUCAACCUCAACAAGCACGACAUUGAGAUGGUUCUACCAGCAACUAGCACCCAGAGCCAACUAGCAGUGAGCUUUGCCAUGGACAAGCGCAACUACAUCAGCCAUACCACACUGAGACUCAAGCCAGAUGUCUCCGCGACAGCUCUCAGGGACGCCAUUGAGACGACGAUGUCGAGACAAGCCAUCUAUCGGACGGCACUGCUCCCCUGUGACGAUGGCCUUUCCCCGUUCCUCCAAGUAGUUCUGACCUCAGACGCCUGGCAGAGAUUAAGCGGCAACUCUGGUCGGAUUACUCACAAGAAAACCAGUCCUGGCAGUAUCUCUGGCGACGCGCAAACCUGGCUGGACCUCGCCGAGGAGGAUCUCAGCCUUGAGUCGCACAGGCUGUAUCAUGUACAGAUCAUUGAUUCUGAGGAGGGUGGUAGUGGUGGUCUUUUGAUCAUCAGCGCUGCUCACUGCAUCUGCGACGGGCCUUCAUUUGAAGUGCUCAUGACAGACAUCACUCGUCAAUACUCUGGCCUUGAGCCACUUCCACGUCAAGGGAUUUACGACGCCGUUUUCGAAUGGGCAUUGAAUGUAAACCCAGAGACAGAUCAGUUGUGGCAGAAGGCUCUGGAAGGAUGGGAGACGGAGCCACUCGGAGCCAUCAGCGGUAACAACGUCAAGCCGACUUCAACCAAGACUCGUCAACAUGCCAUGGUACAACAUACCAGCUCACUCUCUUGGGAGCUUCUAGAGAGUAAGAGCAGGUCAUUGGGAGGCUCUCCCCUCACGGUACUCCAAGCCUCUUGGGCCAUGCUUCUACACAUCCUCUCUGAGGCAGACACCAAUGACGUGACUUUUGGCAGCGUUCUUUCAGGCCACGAUCAAUUUGUCCAUGGCCCAACAUUCUCUGUUGUGCCCUGUCGAGUUGCCUUACCUGAAGCGCAGACUCUCAAACAGGUCGUCGGCAGCUUGAUGGAACAUUCAAGAUUCGCUCAAAGUCACAGACAUACGUCCUUCGGCGUCUUCAAGACACUCCCAUACAACACAGCCCUAGCCUUGCAAGCUUAUCCUCAACCUGAGGGUGAUGGGGCAGACAAGGCGCCUUUGCUUUGGACUGAGAUCUCGAAUCCUGCUAUACGUUACGACUUUGCCAUGUUCGCAGAGGUCUUCCCUACAAACCCGAACUCGCCUGACAGGAAUGGCAGAUUCGAUGAUGUCGUCUUCAAGUUGACGUAUCGCGACGAGACAUUCUCAGAGACUUCUGCGACAUGCAUCGUCAAGCAGUUUGCAGCACUCACUGAGACUAUACUGAUGUCAAUGCCUGAUGACCUGGUACAGAGUCUGCCUGCGCGCAUUGACAGAAGCCUAUUGUCUGCUGAGGGAACGAUCCCUGUUGUGGAAGAUGGUUUGGAUGACACAGCCAACGAGAUUGGCGACAGAGCUCAACUUCUGCAUGCUCAGUUCGAGAAUCAAGCUGCAUCGACUCCCGAUCUCCUGGCACUGAGCUUCUACUCUUCACUCGAUUCCGCUCCUGUUGAGAUGAGUUACGCAGAGCUUGAUGCUAGAGCCAAUGGUCUGGCGAACAUCUUGCGCGAGCAAGACAUUGACAUCAUUCCAAUUUGCAUGGAACGCAGUGUUGAGCUCUACGUAUCUGUCUUGGCAAUUCUCAAGGCUGGAUCUGCAUGGUGUCCCAUUGACACAACGUCCCCAGUUCAACGUCGAACAUCUCUUAUUGCUCGAGCGCAGAGCAAGGUGCUGCUUACAACCACUGAGUCUUUGCCUCUCGUAGAGCCUUGCCUUGCUCAGGACGCACUGAAAGAUGUACAAGUCAUUCUGGUUGACAAGUAUAAUGGCCACAGUACAUGGGUUCGAGCCAAGCCACGCAACGGUAUCUCCAACAUCACUGGACAGGAUUUGGCAUAUCUUUUGUGGACUUCUGGAACGACGGGCGAGCCCAAGGGUGUCAUGGUCCAGCACAGCGCUGCAGCCCAAGCGAUGCGCGACCUGCAAGUUCUCGUUGAGCACGAUGAUAGUGAGCAGGUUCGCACCCUACAACUCUCCGCCUACAGCUUUGAUGUCUUCGUACAAGACCUGUUCUACACCUGGGGCCUCGCGGGAAGUGUCAUCAGUGGUACGCGAGAGCUGGUCUUGGGCACAUUCACCGAGUUCAUCUGGAAGUCUCGCCCAACUCAUGCUCAUCUGACACCUUCGUUUGGAGCCAGUAUUGCUGUCCAGGAACUCAAGGGUUCAACUCUCCAGUACGUCACGUUCAUCGGCGAAAAGCUGACAGAAGACGUCGCUGAGGCCUGGGCUCAUCCCGAUAUUACGACUCGUGCAUACAACACGUAUGGCCCUGCCGAGAACGCCGUCGUCUCUACGAUGCGACAGUUCUUUGGCAAGAGUCGAGACACGGCUAAAGCUGCCAAUGUUGGCUUUCCUCUCGACCAUUGCACCGCCUAUGCUGUUCGUGAGGUUGCGAGAUUACAAGGUACCAAACGUUGGGAGCUGGUUCCUCGGUACGGAGUCGGUGAACUUGCUCUGGGCGGUGCACAAGUCGGCAAAGGAUAUCUUGCAAACGAAGCCAAGACUACCAAGGCAUUCAUCCAGGGCGGUCCGGGCAUUGACGAGCGUAUCUAUCUCACUGGAGAUCUCGUGCGAUUGAAUGACCAUGGUUUUGAGUUUCUCGGUCGAAAUGACGAUCUCGUCAAGAUUACCGGUAUUCGUAUUGAGCUCAGUGAGAUCAGCGCAGCGUGUGCAAGUCUGAAGGACGACGACGCUGCAGUUGAGCAUGUCGAGACAUUGUAUCUUCAGCGUCCAGGCGCACCCGCUGGGAAUAACAACAAAGUGGUUGUCACCUUUGUCUCUGUCAAGACUGGCAACGUCGACACUUCCAAGAUCAGAUCUCAGGUGUUCAAGCGAGCCAAGGACCUCUUGCCUGCGUAUAUGGUGCCUGGACACGUUGUUGUUCUCGAUACGACCAUGCCGAGGACCGCCUCAAACAAGGUUGAUCGCAAGGCGUUGCAGGCUAUCUACGCGGAGUCGGAUCUCAACGUGUUGGCUGGGAGAGACGACUCGACACAAGCGCAAGGGCCGAGUCAUCAGGCCAAGCAGCAAUGGACGGCGCAUCAGCUACCCAUUCUCCAGGCAAUCGCAGGACACUUUAAUAUCACAACUGAAAACCUCUCUCCGGAUGACAGUUUGGCAGGUCUCGGCCUCAGCUCGUUACAAGUUACGAAGCUUGCUUGGUUGCUGAGGCGAGAGCUCAAGUGUCAAGUUGGAGUUCUGGACCUCAUGAGAUGUGAGUCUUUAGGAGAACUGGUCAAUAUCACGCUCAGCCGAAUGCCAAAAGAGGCUAAAGUAGACCAGUCCGCCCAAGCAGUCGAGACAGAAACGGCGUGGUUGGCGUCUAUCAAGAAGGCGCUUACUGAUAACAUCAAGGGCAACAUGCGUCCCUCUGAUACGCAGUACGUCCUACCCGCAACACCCAUGCAAGAGUCCCUCAUCGUCGAGACUAUGCUCGAGCCACAAGCCUACUGGGCCCAUCGUGUGUUUGAUCUCAGCCAUUUGGACGACAUCGAUGAUCGCCAGUUGAAGAGAGCUUGGACUGCCGCAGCCAAGCGCUUCGACAUUCUCCGAACUAUCUUUGUGCCCUUGACUCAACUCGAUGUAGAUGGCAGCGACAACACUGUUUCAUGGGCUCGCAAGAAGGGUGUUCACUCAACGAUCCUCCAGGUGAUUCGCGAGAAACCAAGCUUGCACUGGUCUCAGGUCCGCUCUGAGGAGGUUCAGAGUCUCAGUAAACUGGCCAAGAAGUUGCAGCUGGAGCUGUCUCCAACGACUACCAUAGAGACGCCGUGGGCUGUCACUUUUGUCGAAGACACCAAGAAGAUGAUGCUCAGUAUGCAUCACGCUCUCUACGACGCCGUAGCUUCCGAUGUCUUCCUGGAAACUGUCACGAGCCUGUAUCAUAUGGAGUCGGUUGGGGAGAGGGAUGAAGCAGCUGCGCUAUGGAGUCGCCGACUGGAUGAGAUAAGUAAAACGGCCAGUGGGGGCACUUUGAACGCACCUUUCCCUGACCUCACCCAAUCUCGACAGAAACAGGUCCAGAAGAUUCUCAUGUCAAGGAAAGUUAUCCCUUCUCCAUUUGUUCAAUCUACUUUUACAGUUGCACUUCCAACACUACUCCAAUCCGCCUUUGGUUGUGUUCUCGCCUCAUACCUCGAACUCGACGCCGUUGUGCUUGGCCACACCAUCUCGCAGAGAGUCCUCCACCCGGAUCUCGCACGACUUGUCGGUCCCGCUAUAGCUACAUUGCCUCUCAUUGUUCGCUCUAAUGCUGCGUCGUCCGAGGAACUCUGGAAGGAGAUGGCCUUCGAGUCAGCGCAGAUGUUCCAGAGCACACACAACCUUCACCCAGUUGAUGUCAAAAGGAUGCUCAAUCGAGGAAGUGGUAGCAGCAACGCUCCAUUCCCUGGUCUUUUCGUGUACCAUCCCGCCUCAGAUGACAACCAAGCCGAAGCUAGUCAGUCCAUGUUCAAGGAGGUGGGACAGGCAUUGUCGCUCAACGUUGAGCAUCCACUUGCGUUGAACAUCUUCGAGGCGAAUCGAGCGAUCGAGCUCACUGGAGAUGGACGUCGUAUUUCUCAGGCUCAGUUGGACCUCUUGUUGGACCAGAUCCUUGCCCAAGCACAGGUUAUGGCCGAGGCCCCGAGCGCUCCUUUGACUCAGCUCCAGAACGGAAUGAGCAAGAGUCUUCUGUCUAUCAGUGGUAAAACUUUCAGCGAAGAGACUGAAGCUGUCAAUCCUACUAAAUACGUUUCCUUUCGCGCAUCAGAGCAUCCAGACUGGAUCGCCGUUGAGGAAGUCAUGUUUGAAUCCUCAGAUGACGAUGAGGAGAUUGCUUCCAAGACCAUUACCUAUGCCCAGCUCGACAAGCUCACCAACGCCAUCGCUACGAGAUUAAUCCAGCAUGAGGCUCGUCUACAGCCUGAUGACCCUGUAGCUAUGUGCCUUGGUAGAGAUAUCAAGUCCCUGGCAGUCACUCUCGCCAUUUUCCGUGCUGGAUUUGUGUAUCUUCCUGUUGAUGAAGAUCUUCCACCGGCUCGCAAACAGCUCCUCAUUAGAGAUGCGGGUGCCAAGCUUGUGAUUACAACCGACGAGCUUGUCGGUGACUUGGGACUAGACAGUGCAAAUGACCCACCGCUGUUGCUACUCCCCGACACGAAUGCUGACAUGGACACCAUUUUGUCUUGGCCUGUUUCUGAGAUCCCUUCAGCGACCGGCAUUGGCGGUUAUCUCCUCUACACCUCUGGCUCGACUGGCCGCCCCAAGGGUGUACGAGUUUCCAACGGUAACCUCUGCCACUUCAUCUCUGCAUUCAGCAACCGGUUAAUUGAACACUCGCCUGCAACUGCGAGACUUGGUGGUGUUGGGAAGUACCUCAACCUUACUUCCCGCGCCUUCGAUCCUCACCUGACACAGCUUUUCGUGCCCUGGCAUCUUGGACAUCGGGUUGUUAUCGGAAGAGACCGCACGGCCAUGAUGGCGAACUUGAAGGAGCUGAUCAAUGAGCUGAAUGUUACGCACUUCGGAUCUGUUCCCUCGGUUCUCAGCCAAUUAAGGCUACGACCUGAAGAUGUUCCAUCAGUGAGGGUAGUGACUACUGGUGGAGAGAAGGCCUCAAACGAGCUUUUGAACAUGUGGGCCAAGACGCAAGACUCAGACACGGCAGACGAUCGAGCCGUUCUCUUCAACUUCUACGGUCCUACAGAAGUCACUAUCGGAUGUUUAGGACAUGCUGUACAUCAAGAUUCCAACGCCCGCAACCUUGGACUCCCACUAAAAGGUCUCGAGGCUCUACUUCUAUGUCCCAUCAGCGAUGGAGACAGUCUUGUCAUUGCUAGGAGAAGCCAGCCAGGUGAGCUCUGCAUCGCUGGUCCUCAGGUAGCAAUGGGCUAUCUCAACCGCCCCGUCGAUCAAGCCAAGAGCUUCCAGACUAUUACUCUUCCCGGCGGCAGCAGCAAGAGAGUCUAUCGAACUGGAGACAUGAUGAGGAUGAUGCACGACGGAUCACUUGAGUUCCUUGGUAGAGCUGAUCAGCAAACCAAGAUUCGCGGACAGCGGCUUGAGCUGGAUGAGGUCGUUGCCUUCCUGAAGCAAGUUGCAAGUGACAAGGGCGACUUUGACUUUGCAGCUACGGUUGCUUCCACUGGGGAAGAUAUUUCGAAUCAACAACAACAGCUGCUAGGUUUCAUCGCUAGGAAGGCCAGUAAUCUCAAGGGCCAGGCUGAACAGGAGGUCGAGCUACUUGAUGUCCAAGGCGAGGAGUCAACUUUACUACUAGGCAUGAUCGAGCAAGAAUGCCAAGACAAACUCCCUGCUUUCAUGGUACCAACACUGGUCUGGGUUUCCAAGAUCCCAUACCUCGCCGCCUCUGGCAAGGUCGACACCAAGAUCCUGGCACGUUUGGCAAAGGAUUUCAUAGCCACUCGGCAAGAUCAGGACAGAGAUGGAGGCAACUCGGGCGAUUUGCUUCGAUCUGGGGCAAACUUGAGUGCGAAGGAGUCGAUGGUGGUUGCGGCUAUUGAAGAAGCCGUCGGUGGCAGUGUUGAGGCAUGGAGUACCAGCAGCAUUCAGCGCCUUGGUAUCGACAGUCUUUCGGCAGUGAACUUGGUCUCUCUUCUGAGGAAACGUGGCUUUUCUCAAUUGAAGAUGACGCAUCUCCUGUCUUCGUCGUGUACAGUUGCAGAUAUUGCAAGACUUGCUGAUGAACAAGAGAGCGGUAGCCCGUCGAACAGCACGCCUCUGUCGACACCUCCAUCCAUAGACGAUCUACACAUCCCGACUCUCAACGUGUCAGACCUUGGUCCUCUUCCAGAGGGGCUUGAUUCCUCCAAUAUCGAAGCUGUCCUUCCUUGUCUCCCUCUCCAGUCUGCUCUCAUCGCGUGUUCUCUUGUUUGGCUCAGUGCCUUCAACCUAAGAGAGAACACCGAGGCAUAUGAUGUUCCAUAUGUCGCACGGUUCAGCUACCGUCUCAGUCGUGGUACAGACAUCAACAGAUGGAAGAAGACAGCAGAAGAAGUCAUCGCCUCGGAAGCGAUGCUCCGAACUUGCUUCAUUCAGCGUGAAGAUGACGGCCAAAUCUUCCAGGUCGUUCUUCGGUCACUGCCAUCCUCUCCUUUGAAUGCUCAUGAGCACCCAGCAGAUAUUGUGUCACAGAUGAAUGGACGACCUCCAAUCCGACUACAGCUUUCCGGCGAUGAUGGAGACGAGACCAUCGUGUCACUCAGCAUCCACCACGCAUUAUUCGACGGUGUUGCUAUCGACUCCCUCAAGAACAAACUUGAAGCGGCAUACAACAGCCAGACGUCUUCAAUUGCUGCGGUUAAUAGCUUAGCCACCUUAUCCACGAUCUCGAAUCACUGUAACUUAUCGAAUGAGCAACUCGAUGCUACAAGACGGUCGUGGCAACAACAACUACAGGGCGUUCAACCAUGUCGCGUUGGAGCCAUUGAUGACAACAGUACGAGUGGUGUCAUGGCUCGCCAGACUAUUUGUCUUGGGUACACGACUUCUGAGCUCAACGCUAGACUCAAAUCUCACUCCCUGGGGCCUGAAGGAACGAUAUCGGCAUCUUCCGCAUUCCAACUGGCUGUCACUAUGUGCCUCGCCCAACUCACCAAGCAGCCAUCCGUUGUCUAUGGCUUUAUCAUGUCACUUCGGCCAUUACUAGAUGGCGUUGCCAACGAUGUUGACAGCUUUGUUGGUCCAUGCCUGAACACCCUCAUUCGAGCCGCCACCAUCAAUAGCCUCGACGAGACCCUACCCCAACUGGCUCAACGAGUCCACGAUUCUCACCUUGAUGUCUGCCAAGGUUCCAUGCCACUCGUCAGCGUCGACAAGGUCCAGCGCUGGUCUGGAUCGGAGGACAAGCUGUUCGACAGUCUCUUGAGCAUCAACAUCGUGCCUGUCAACGAACUCAGUGACGCCAAACCAGGACAGAUGACCGCUUUGCCUACUCGUAGUAGUAGCGAUAUGGCUUUGGCGUUUGACGUGGAUCUUCACGCUGAUGGAAAGAUCAAUUUGACACUUUCUUCUGCUGGAGCAUUGAACGUAGAGCAGCUCAAGGAUAUUGGCCGACUGUUUGAGAAGGUUGUGUACAGCUGCGCUGACAAGACCGUCAAAGUGUCGGAUAUUGUUACUUCACCUCUCACUACAAAGGCCCUCUCGACCAAGGUCCUCGAUGGCCCCCGAGGCAACGAGACCUCGAUAGAUGCUCCAGUUUAUAAUCAGGCACUCUCUGACGUACAAGCUACCCUCAGUCGCUUCGUUCAUAUCAAUCCAUCUGAACUGUCAUCCAAGCCCGACUCGACGUCGCUGUACCAGCUCGGUCUUGACUCCAUCACCGUUCUCCCAUUUGUCAAGUCAAUCAACAAGUCGCACAAGACUAAGCUGUCUUCUCACGCUGUGAUCAAGGCACGAACUAUCAAGGGCGUUGCGCAGCUUCUUCAAGAUGCCAAGUCGAAGUCUGCUUCAGUUGACACCGUCAAUUCGCAAUCUAACGGUGAGCAUACCGGCAGCAAGUUGAGUGACACCGAGCUCUAUGACAGAAACCUUGAGCGUCUAGCCAAGAGUCUCAUGUUCAUCGCAACGCCACUCCAAGAAGGCAUGCUCAGCGCAUCUCUAGCCACUGACGGCGAUGCAUACACGUAUGUUCAUGCCAUUCAGCUUUCUGGCUAUGCUCUUGCACACGAUACACCCACUCUUGAUAAGUUUUUCGCUGCCGUGAAAGACACUGUUCAAGCGUGUGAAAUUCUCAGAACCCGGUUCAUCUUCACUGAUGAUGAUGAGUCACCGUGGGUCGGUAUCGUUUCCCCCACUGAGCAAAGCGAUCGGGUCAGCUGGGAGAUUCAGCCAACGAUGCCUGGUCGAGUGCAUUUGCGGAUCCAUCAUGCUCUCUAUGAUGCAACAUCUAUCCAGUCUGUUUGGAGUAUUCUCCAAGAAUACUACCGUCGGCGCCUCAACAAUGACCUCUCUGAUGGCGUCGACGAGCCCAAGCAUCUGUACAGACCGUUUGCAAGGACUGUCGCCUGUUCUCAGCGGGCUUCCAUUGCCUACUGGGCAGAUGCUGUUCGGGAUUACACGUAUACUCCCCUUGAAUUCCUCACUGAUGAUCUCAAGGCAUCAUCUGCUGUCCAUUUCAGCUUUGACACGAGUGAAUUGUCGCUCCUCCAGUCGAAAUGCCAGGAUCUCGGCGUGACCAUCAAAGCAGCACUUCAGUUGUCAUGGAUUAAGGUCCUGUGCGAGUCGCUCUACAGAAAAGCUGACGUCGUGUAUGGAGAAGUUGUUUCAACGGAUGCCGAUGAUGAUGUUGCCAUCGUUGGCCCCGCUAUCAAUACACUGCCCAUGAGAGCGAAGUUGGGUAGCCCUAGCAGUUGCGUCAACAUCUCAGAAGCCUUGAUCCUUAGAUCAGGACAUAAGGGAGGAGAUGCACCAGCAGCCCUCUUCCAGAGUCUCUUCGUGUUUGACGGAGUUCUUGGCUCUUCAAACACGAGCGAUGACUCAGAGAAGCUAUUCAAGUCCGUGCAGGCUGGAACUGCUGAUGCGACUGGACCGGCCUAUGAUGAUUACCCUCUAAUCGUGAGCUUCCAUAUUAGGGACAACAUCCUCAAUGGCAAGCUAAGGGCCAAGUUACCCCAAGAGCAGGUUGGCUCAUUAGGUCAGAGCCUGGAAGCAGCCUUGAACCACGUUCUUCAUGGACUCGAUGUACCUGGAGUUGACACUAAAUAUCUUGAACCAGUUAACAACACGCCACCUCAUGAGUCCAAGAUCGAUGCGACGGAACCCGAUAUGAAUGGCUCGACCCCAGCAGCUGAUGCAGUAUUGAAGCUUGUGGAGACAGUUGUGGGAACAAGACGAGGUGGAAAGAAGAUCGGUUACAGCACGAGACUUAUUAACGUUGGUCUGGACUCAAUUUUGGCCAUUCGGCUAUCGAAGCUUUUGAGGCAGCAACUUGGACUCAGCGUCAGCGUUUUUGACAUCAUGAAGGGUGCUAGCGUUCGCGACAUCAUCAAGCGCCCAACGUCUUCGCGCAAACCAACAGCAAAUGGCACCCAGCAUCAAUCGGAGCCACUUCGACAAGGUUUGAAGUCGGCAAUAGCCAAGACCCUAGGACAGCCAGACCGUUUGAUCAAGGCUAUCAUUCCGGUAUUGCCUGGUCAGCGUUCACAUCUCGAGCUUUGGCUGCAUAACGGCAAGAGAUUCUUCGAAGCGCCAUGGGUUUACAGACUGCCCGAGACUUUCGAACAGGAACAACUCGUGGCCUGCUGGUCUGACCUUGUCAAAGCACACGAUGUCCUUCGAACCACCUUUGCAACGGGAUCAACCCCUGCCGAACUGUACCAAGUCACCCUAUCAGAAGAGUGGUCAGGCCGAUCACGCUUCAAAGCCCUUCAAAACUCGUCGAAGACUGUUGCGGAGUUGAUCGCGGAGCAUGUGAGCCAAGAAAGCAACAAGGCAUCUGAUAUGAAGGAACCUCCCGUCCGCCUCUCCUUCUUGGAAGCUUCAGACGGCAAGGCGGUUGUCUUGAGACUCCAUCAUGCUCUUUACGACGCGUGGAGUAUCAAGAUGAUUGAACAGGACCUCAACGAUCUUCUCACAGCGGGCAAGAUCCAAGAAACUCGUCGGUCACUGGAGCAAACAGUUCAGAGCAUCAGAGCAAUCAGACAGCCAGAAGCCGAGGAAGCAUACUGGACGCGUCAUCUUUCCGGUGCUCAAGAAACAGUAUUGGGCCACAACGCUGAACGUACUGUUGUUUCAGCGCACGGCCCUCAGUUCAAGACGAGCUCCAACAUCUUCCCUCAGAAUAACGUCAAGUCGCUGUUGCAGAAGAGUAGCUCGGAGGUCUCUGCAGCUCUCAUCCUCUCCUACGCAAGGACGCUACAGCACUUCACCCACCGAGCAAAUCCUACUUUUGGUCUCAACCAUGCUUCUCGAUCUCUUUCGUCACCUGAUGGGACGCAAACCCUCGACCUGACUGCUGCGAGUAUCCCGACUCUUUCUGUGACGCCAUUCUCUAUUAAAUUGGAGUCGUCGACUGAGGAUCUACUCGGCUUCAUCCAGGACCAUCUCGCGCAACUCAAUUGCUUCAGCCAAGCAGAUGGUGUUCGAGAGCUGGGGCCCAAUUUCAAUUCGCACUUGAACAUUAUCUACCGACGAGACCUUGUAGCAUCUCAGAACGGGAGCUCUACGGAUAAGCCAAAGGCCUUAGAGAGGUACAGGCUCCCUGAGCCACUCGCGUCCAACUACUUCACCACUACGGAGCCGUCAUCUAUAGUCUCUACCAUUGAGGGGCUUGAUGUCGCUCAUUUGCCUGCUCAGCAUUUCUUUUUCAACGUUAUUGUUAACGAAAGUGGCGAUAUUACAGUGUCUGCAACUGGCGAUAAAGCAUUGUUUGACGCAUGCAGCGUUGAGGCUGCUUAUUUGGUAGAUCAUUUUCUUGCUGAGCUUUCCACAGUCCAAGCGCGCGAGGGUUGA